AUGUCCGCGUCCACGUCGGCCGCGGCCCUCGCGCCCAUCGGGCGGCGCGCGCGCGCGCGCGGCUCGACGCGCGCGCGUCCGCGCGCGAAUGCGCGCGUCGUCCGCGCCGCCAUCGCGGAUCCGCCUUCUUCGCCAAAUACGCCCGCGCGAUCCGACGCGGAACUCCGCGCGGAGCAAGCGCUCCUCGCGGGCGACGACAGCGACGGCACGAUCGCCGGGUUCACGAAGCUCGAGUGGAGUUGCAUUCAGACCCCGGCGAGGUACCUCGGGAACGAGAUCGGCGCGGUGCACAAGCCGUGGACGGAGGCGGAGGUUCGGUUCGCGAUGGCGUAUCCGGAGAUCUACGAAGUCGGCGCGUCGAAUCUCGGGCACGUCGUGCUGUACACGAUCUUGAACGACCAGCCCGGGAUGCUGUGCGACCGCUCGUACCUCCCCGGUCCGGACAUGGAGGCGCUGCUGAAGGCGAAGAACCGGACGCUGUUCGCGGUCGAGAGCAAGCGGCCGUUGACGCACUUCGACGCGCUCGGCAUGUCCCUCGCGUACGAGCUGUCGUCGGUGAAUCUGCUUCAGGCGCGUUCUAUACACUGGUCCCCAUACGACCCCAUGAUGUCUCUGUCCGGGGUGCCGCUGACGUGGCGGGAACGGGACGAUAAGCCGGACGAGCCGUGGGACGUGGAUGACGGCUCGUGGCCGUUCGUUUUCAUCGGCGGACCGACGGCGACGAGCAACCCGGAGCCCGUCGCGGAUUUCGUCGACUUCGUCGCGCUCGGCGACGGCGAAGACGUCAUGCCGGAGAUCGGCGAGUCGAUCAAAAAGAGCAAGCGCGAGGGCCUCAACCGCGAGGAGACGCUGUUCCGGCUCGCGACGGAAGUCGUCGGGAUAUACGUCCCGCGGUUCUACGACGCCCCGAAAGGCUGGGGCGGCGCGGUGUUCCCGACGCGAGAGGGCGUCCCUCCGCGGUGCCUUCGCCGCGUCGCCGACCCCGAUCCGUCCAUGCAGAUAGGGUUGGUCCCGUACGUCUCGACCGUGCACGACCGUCUCACGGUGGAGAUUCGCCGCGGAUGCACGCGAGGGUGCCGGUUCUGUCAGCCCGGGAUGCUGACGCGGCCGGCGCGGGAUGUUCCCCCGGAGAAGGUGAUCGAGGCGGUGGAGCGAGGGAUGCGGGACACCGGGUACAACGAAUUUUCGCUGCUGUCGCUGUCGUGCUCGGACUACCUCGCGCUGCCGUCCGUGGGUUUAGAGAUCAAGAACCGACUCAAGGACGAGAACGUGACGCUGUCGCUGCCGUCGCAGAGGAUCGAUCGGUUCGACGACUCCAUCGCGGACAUCCUCGGCGGCGCCGGGAAAGCAGGGUUGACGUUCGCGCCCGAAGCCGGGACGCAGCGGCUCCGAGACAUCGUCAACAAGGGCUUGACGAACGACGAACUGUUACACGGCGUUCAAACCGCGUACGACCGCGGGUGGAGGAACGUGAAACUGUAUUUCAUGAUCGGGCUGCCCGGUGAAACCGACGCGGACGUGCUCGGGAUCGCGGAGACGGUGGCGUGGCUCAUCAAUACCGUCGCCGGGAACAAAGCGCGAAAGCGCGACCGACUGAGCUUGACGCUGACGCUGUCGAAUUUCACCCCGAAGCCGCACACGCCGUUCCAGUGGCACUCCGUCUCCACGGACGAGUUCGAGCGCAAGGGGACGCUGCUGAAAGAAGCGCUCAAGAAGAUCCCGGACGUGAAGAGCAACUGGACGAGCAUUCGCAUAUCGGCCAUGGAAGAUUUCAUCGGGAGAGGCGAUCGAAGUCUCUGCCCGGUGAUCAAACGCGCGUGGGAGCUCGGCGCGCACAAGGCGACGUGGUGGGACGGCCAGGACGAGUCGUUCCGGUCGUUCGACGCGGCGAUCGAGGAAGCCGGGCUGACGUGGCGGUACCGCAAAGUCGUCAACGGCGAGUGGGACGUCAUGGAGAAACUCGGGGACGGAGACUACAGAGGCCAGGGCGGCGGCGGGAAAGGCCGCGUCGACCGCGGCGCGCUCGCGGACGAGCGCCUGGACGCGCCGCUGCCGUGGGACCACAUCGACACCGGGAUCAGUAAGUGGUGGUUGAAAACGGACCUUCAGAAGGCGUUAGAAGGAAUCACCGUCCCGGAUUGCUCGCACUCCGGGAUUUGCACCGAAUGCGGCGUCUGCGGGGACGAGUUUGGCGAAAACGUCGUCGCCGCCGUCCCGCCGGUGCCAACCUUCGGCGGACACUACGAGCCCGACGGCCGACGCACGCAGCGCCUGCGCUUCCGGUUCACGAAGGACGGCAAAGAGAGCUUCAUCGGGCACCUCGACACGCUGCGGUUGCUCGAGCGCGCGGCGAGACGGGCGGCGCUGCCGGUGAGCAUGACCAAGUCGCCGUACAGCAGUCGGCCGCGCAUCUCCACGGCGAUGGCGUUGCCGCUGGGCGCGUCGAGCGAAGCCGAGAUGAUGGAGAUCGUGCUCACGGAGCGCAGAGACCCGGAGGAGGUGAAGGCGUCGCUCGGGAGUCAGCUCCCGGCGGGGAUGCGGCUGUUGGAGGAAUCCAUGAACGAGCUUCUGACGCACGCGGAGUUUUUAGUGCACGUGGCGCUCCCGGGGGCGGUAGCCAAGCCGGGCAUCGCCACGGGCGGCGUCGGCGGCGAAGCCCCGAGCUGGGACGUCGAAGGCGGCGGAGGGUUUUUCGACGCCGGUAAAAACGGCGACGGCAUCCCCGACGCGGAGAUCGACCACGACGACGCGGAGUCCGCGGAAGCCGCCGCCGCCGCGGAGGCGGAAGCCGCGGCGGAGGCGGAAUACGCCCAGUCCGUCACCGCGGAGGACUGGAAGACCUGGGUCGCCGCCGCGCUCGCGAAGGACUCGUUCACGAUCACGAAGACGAGUAAAAAGGGCAACGCGCGAACGGUCGACCUCCGCCCGCAGCUGCUCGAGCUCUCUCACCUCGAUCAGCCUUCGAUCGACGCCGCGCUCGGCGGCCGGCACAUCCCGAUCCCGCCCACGCCGCAGCCCGGGACGGCGCUGCUGCGGUUCAAGGGCGAGUACACCGGCGCGGGGGGGCUGUCCUGCGACGGCAUGGCGCGAAUGCUGUCCUCGGCGGCGGGGAAGACGAUGACGGUGCUGCACACGCACCGCGUCGGGAUCGGCCUCACGGAGCCGAGCCCGCCAAAGGUGGACAAGCUGUGGCUGGAUAACAUCGUCCGCGCGGAGGCGUUCAUGGGCCUCGAGCGGAUUUGGGACCCCGCGAGCGGGGUGAACAACCGCGGGCACAUGGGACCGAGCUCGGCGGGGGACCGGAUCGAUAAUCACAAGGCGUACAGGCCGGCGGAGGUGGCGGAGACGGCGGAUGAGAAGAAGAAGCCGCCGCCGAAGCAGAAGAGCGCGAGAGCCCCGGGGAGGAACGAGCGGUGGAAGAAGAAGUGAGCCGGCGAGCGAGCGAUUGAGCGAGCGAAACGCACCGCGCUCGUCGGCGCUCUCGUUGUUAUAUUACAAAGGUAGUAGGUACUGUAUC
This is a messenger RNA of Micromonas pusilla CCMP1545, 3517 nucleotides long. RefSeq names its product radical SAM domain protein. Gene Ontology annotation, molecular function: catalytic activity; iron-sulfur cluster binding. The transcript is spliced from 4 exons. The coding region runs from base 1 to 3429 and encodes 1142 amino acids. Lineage: Eukaryota; Viridiplantae; Chlorophyta; Mamiellophyceae; Mamiellales; Mamiellaceae. The record is from RefSeq and is a predicted model, not a curated record.